UCUUAAAAACCGGGCCUCAACCCAAACCGCGAUUCUUCUCUCUCUCUCUGUCGCUCUCCUCAGAGUCUCCACAGCAUAAACCCUAAAAUCCAAAAUUGGUUACUUGUUUUGCCCUAGCUGCCCUCUCCUAUUCGUCAAUUCCAGGAAGCUACGGGACUGUCCCAAUCUACAACAUUCAACAUUAUAAAUUUUGUAUAUCCGGUUUGUUGUAAAUUUGUGAGCAGAGAUAUACAUAUGGCUGGUUUUUUGCCGGCUGAGUCCUCUCAUAGUGGAAUCACUGGUAUGUAUGAUGGUGGGUCCUCUAAUGCUCAGGAGAGGCUGGAGGAGGGAUCCUGUUGGUACUUUUACAGAAAGGAAAUUGAAGAAAAUUCUCCAUCUAGACUAGAUGGCAUUGACUUGAAGAAGGAGACAUAUCUACGCAAGUCAUACUGUACUUUUCUACAAGAUUUGGGCAUGAGACUUAAAGUACCCCAGGUAACAAUUGCAACAGCCAUAAUUUUCUGUCACCGAUUUUUUCUUCGACAAUCACAUGCAAGAAAUGAUAGAAGGACUAUUGCAACAGUUUGUAUGUUUCUUGCUGGCAAGGUUGAAGAAACUCCACGGCCACUGAAAGAUGUUAUCAUCGUUUCUUAUGAAAUUAUACAUAAGAAGGAUCCUGCAGCAGUUCAGAAGAUCAAGCAAAAGGAGGUAUAUGAACAGCAGAAAGAACUAAUUCUUAGUGGAGAGAGGGUUGUUCUUGCAACUCUUGGUUUUGAUCUUAAUUUACUGCAUCCUUAUAAACCCCUUGUUGAGGCGAUAAAGAAAUUUAAAGUAGCUCAAAAUGCCCUUGCUCAAGUUGCAUGGAAUUUCGUCAAUGAUGGACUUCGGACAUCUCUUUGCUUGCAAUUUAAACCCCACCACAUUGCAGCUGGUGCCAUUUUCCUCGCUGCCAAAUUCCUCAAAGUAAAGCUCCCGUCAGAUGGCGAGAAGGUCUGGUGGCAAGAGUUUGACGUCACCCCACGCCAGUUGGAGGGUGGGUGUCCUCAUUUUAAUUCAGUAGAAGUUAGCAAUCAAAUGUUGGAACUUUAUGAACAAAAUAGAGCUCCAGCUUCCAAUGAAGUGGAAGGAAGUACAGCUAGUGGUGCUAGUCAUCGGGCCCCGCCAAAAGGUACAGCUAGCAAUGAAGAACAUGCUACAAGACCUGGAACCUUGAAAUCUUCAUCAUCUAGACCAGCUUCUGAGCAUUCAGAUGUUGACAAUGGUGAUGGACCCCCCAGAACCACCCAAAGUCGAAAUAAUGACUGCAGAAGUACAGAAACGAAUAAUGCUUCUGACCAAAAUGUGGAUGUUGAAUGCAAAGAUAAUCAGCACCCCAGACCAAUGUCAUCCCACCAGGAAAAAGGAGGACAAUCUCUAAAUGCAUCAAAAUUUGCAUCAGAUGGAUGUGGUGAAGGUCAAGAUAAUAAUGGGACAUGCGAAACAAGAGAAGCCGGGGAAUUGCAGGACAAACAAUUUGAUCGAAGUGUGGAGAAUAGAACAGGUGCACUUGGCCAGUCACCUCAGGAUGUUAUAAAAAAGAUUGACAGAAACAAGGUGAAGGCAGCGCUGGAGAAACGUAGGAAGUCUCAGGGUGAUAUGGCUCGAAAGAAAGAUUUGAUGGAUGAAGAUGAUCUCAUUGAGAGGGAACUGGAAGAUGGUAUUGAACUUGCUGCUGGGAGUCAAAGCCGGUCUAAGCCCUCAAAUGGACCAGAACAUGAGAACAUACAUGACGGAAAACAUCAAGACAGUGUUGGGUAUGGUGGAACUGAUAUAAAUACUGUGGAAGAAGGUGAGGUAUCUGCACAUGAUGAUGGUGGCCAGGGAUACCAAUCACCCAAACGCAAGGCAGAAAGCCCGAACCUCGAUGCUGUAGAGAAGAAGCAGCGUCGUGAUUAUGAGCCUGGAACCUCCCACCAUAAUGGGUUUGAUUAUGGAGAAGAUCAUGGCAGGAGGGUUGGACACUCAGAAAGGGAUCAGAAAAGGCAAGCACAGGAGAAUCAUGUUUGAGGUAGCUGGAUAGUCUUGAGUUAAUCUUGUGAGUUCUCUUCAUGCACAAUUGUACACUGAUUUCUUUGCAGACUAUCCUCGGUAUGCUCAUCUGAUCCUUUAUUAUUCCUGGUAUCGGAAUAAUAUAUAAUUGAUGUUUCCAAAGGGACCCGAAGGCUCCUUCUCAUGUUUUGGAUGCUGUAUCUUGAUUGAUGGUUAAAUUGUGAAGAAACUUCCAAUAUUUGAGAAUCAUCAAUUAUAUAUAAAAUUAUUGCAAUUUUUGUAGGGUAUCA
This is a messenger RNA of Rosa chinensis, 2297 nucleotides long. RefSeq names its product cyclin-T1-4. Gene Ontology annotation, molecular function: cyclin-dependent protein serine/threonine kinase activator activity. Gene Ontology annotation, cellular component: nucleus; cyclin/CDK positive transcription elongation factor complex. NCBI's taxonomy places the organism in Eukaryota, Viridiplantae, Streptophyta, Magnoliopsida, Rosales, Rosaceae. The transcript is spliced from 7 exons. Gene Ontology annotation, biological process: positive regulation of DNA-templated transcription, elongation; regulation of transcription by RNA polymerase II. The coding region runs from base 235 to 2025 and encodes 596 amino acids. The record is from RefSeq and is a predicted model, not a curated record.